Messenger RNA from Psylliodes chrysocephalus, 1985 nucleotides. NCBI's taxonomy places the organism in Eukaryota, Metazoa, Arthropoda, Insecta, Coleoptera, Chrysomelidae. The record is from the annotation of a GenBank genome assembly.
AUUAUAUUUCGCUAUAUCUAAUCUUUCCUUCGUUAAAAUGUUAAAAGUGACUUUAGGAAUUUUACUGUGUUUUCUGUUGUUUCGAUUAGCCGCGUUCGCUUACACAGAAGAAGACGUCGAUUAUUAUGAACGUUUAUUGAAAACAUCUUUUAAAAAGUCACAGACAUAUCAACUGCAUAGAAGUGCGACGAAAUAUCGAGCCCUGAGAAAUUCGCCUCCUAAAGUUUUUGGAGACUAUGACUUCGUCGUAAUUGGCGCUGGUUCCACUGGAGCUGUAAUCGCACGCAGUCUAUCCGAUGUUCCAGACUGGAAAGUUUUGGUCAUCGAAGCAGGAGAAUGGGGAAACAAUUUGACAUCCGUCACGAGCUCAGCUUAUAAAAUAACGGUCAUGAGUGACUACAAUUGGGGCUAUUACAGUAUACCCCAGAAUAAUACAUGUUUAGGUUUCGAAGGCAACCGUUGUCCUCAUCCUAGAGGUAGGGGUGUAGGAGGUUCAUCCCUACUCAACGCCCUCAUUUACAUAAGAGGCAACAGGAAAGAUUUCGAUAUAUGGUGUCGUGAUGGAAAUCCAGGAUGGUGUUACAAAGAUAUUCUGCCCAUAUAUUUAAGACAAGAAAAUUAUCGUCACACAGAUCCUGAAUCUCCGUUUGAACCGGCAUAUCACAAUUAUUCGGGACCACUGUGGGUGGAACAACCAAUGCCUAGACAUUUUCAUCACAAGAUCUUCUUGAAAGCCAACGAAGAAAUGGGCUACAAAAUACGAGACGUAAACGGCAUUGAACAAAUAGGGGCCAUGCCUUUCCAAGUAAACACCAAAAAAGGUACACGACAAGACAGCGGUACGGCUUUUCUCAAACCAGUGGCGCAGAGAAAAAACUUGAAAGUAAUGACAGACAGUUUGGCGACGAAAAUUUUGUUCGACGGCAAACGCGCUACUGGAGUUUUGUUUUUGAACAAAGGGAUUUUGUACAAAGUGAAUGUGAAGAAAGAGGUUGUUGUGUCUGCUGGAGCUAUUAACUCACCUCAACUUCUGUUAUUGUCUGGAAUUGGUCCCAAGAAGCAUCUUGAAGAACACAAUAUUGAAGUAAUAGAAGAUCUGCCAGUUGGAGAAUCAUUCUCAGACCACUUGCAAGUUCACGGAUUGGUAUUUUCUAGUAACGUAUCAGAACCUAUUAAAACCCUAAGAGAAUCUAUCAAAGAUUUCUUGGGAACUGGUACAGGAGAUUUAGCUGAAGCCGUACCAACACAAGCUGUGGGUUACUAUAAAACAAAACUAGCAAAAAUUGAUGAUUAUCCUGAUUUAGAAAUCAGCUUCCAGGAUACCAACGAAACAGCGGAUGCGUUAACUAAAUAUUAUAAUUGGAAAAGUAAUAUUUCUUAUUAUACAGCUGGAAUUAAUGCUGCUAGUUCGUUUCAACUAUUUGCUACCCCUCUACAUACUAAAUCCUUGGGUUAUGUCAGGUUAAGAUCCAGUAAUCCUCUGGAAUAUCCAGAUAUUGAUCCCAACAUACUCUCAGAUCCGGAAGGUCAUGAUUUCGAUUUAGUUUACGAAGGGAUACAAUUUGUUUUAAACCUCACCAAUCAAGAAGCUUUCAAAAAGAUUAAUACAAAGUUUGAGCAGAAACCUUUACCACAAUGCAGCAAAUUUACGUUUAUGACUAAAGAUUACUGGAAAUGUGCCAGUAAAUUCAUCGUCAAUCACAAUAAUCAUCCAGUGAGUACUUGCAAAAUGGGACCUGAUCGCAAGAAACAUGUAGUGGACCAUACUUUGAAAGUGCAUGGUAUUAAAAAUGUACGAGUGGCUGAUGCUAGCGUUAUCCCACUGUCUACGUCUGCUCACAUUAACGCUAUUUGUUACAUGAUUGGAGGAAAAGGUGGGGAUAUGAUUAAAAGAACUUGGAAAAAGAAAUUAAGUUCAGGAUGAUGGAUGUUAUUUACUUGAGGAACAAUUUUGUAAAUAUGAUAAAAAUAUAUUUGUAGUUAUA